ACAGAGAGAGGGAGGAGAAGUGGAGUAUCUUUAAUGCUGUUAGGAAAUGUGAUCAGUGUGAGGAGAUGCUGAAGAUGUAUUUAAAGUACAAAACUACUGACAUCACACAGAGUAACACUCCACCUGCUGUUCAUAUUUUUGCAAAGAAAUCUGUUAAAGACUCAGGAAAGCUGAUCCUGACCUGCAUGGCCACGGGAUUCUACCCCAAAGACGUGAAGAUGAGUCUGAGGAAGAUCAGCACUUCAUUUCCUGAUCAUCUGAUCACAUCUUCUGGAGUCAGACCCAAUCACAAUAGAACCUACCAGCUGAGGAAGAGUGUGAAGAUACAGGAAGAUGAGAAAGACCAGUACCACUGUUACGUGACUCACAGCUCCCUCAUAGAACCAAAAGAAGCCCUGUGA
This is a messenger RNA of Astyanax mexicanus (Mexican tetra), 401 nucleotides long. Its product is annotated as MHC class I polypeptide-related sequence A-like. The transcript is spliced from 3 exons. The record is from RefSeq and is a predicted model, not a curated record. Gene Ontology annotation, cellular component: external side of plasma membrane. Lineage: Eukaryota; Metazoa; Chordata; Actinopteri; Characiformes; Acestrorhamphidae. Gene Ontology annotation, biological process: immune response. The coding region runs from base 66 to 401 and encodes 111 amino acids.